AUGUUGCAGGUAAUGUUGAUUGGUGGAACUGAAACAACAGCUAUAACAAUGGAAUGGGCUCUUUCGCUUAUGCUUAAUCGUGCAUCUACACUUAGAAAAGCCCAUGAAGAGAUUCAAAACCGAAUUGGCAAAUCAAAUAGGCUGAUUGAUGACUCUGACCUCAACCAUCUCCCUUACAUUCAAGCGAUCAUCUCCGAAACACUUCGUAUGUAUCCGGCAGCGGCACUCAUCGGCCACCACGAAGCAUCUAAGGAUUGCACGGUCGGAGGCUACCACAUCCCACGUGGCACGAUACUAUUCGUGAAUGUUCGAGCCAUGCAAAACGAUCCCAAAUUCUGGGAAGAGCCAACAAAAUUUAAGCCCGAAAGGUUCUUAAAUGUUGAUGACAAAGAAGGUUUUGGGUUCAAUUUCUUGCCAUUUAGCUAUGGGAGAAGGGGAUGCCCGGGUGAGCCAUCUGCUAGACGAGUUAUUGGGCUGACUCUGGGCUUGCUUGUUCAGUGCUUUGAAUGGACCAGAAUUUCCGAAGAGUUGCUGGACUUAAGUGAAGGUCCAGGGCUCAAUAUUCCCAGAGGUACACCACUUCUUGCAAAGUGCAAGCCUCGCCCAGAAAUGGUGGGACUUUUUUCUCACUCUUAA
Messenger RNA from Oldenlandia corymbosa var. corymbosa, 636 nucleotides. The record is from the annotation of a GenBank genome assembly. NCBI's taxonomy places the organism in Eukaryota, Viridiplantae, Streptophyta, Magnoliopsida, Gentianales, Rubiaceae.